Messenger RNA from Pseudogymnoascus verrucosus, 2141 nucleotides. RefSeq names its product Heat shock protein ssb1 (gene SSB1). The record is from RefSeq and is a predicted model, not a curated record. The transcript is spliced from 4 exons. Gene Ontology annotation, cellular component: plasma membrane; cytoplasm; nucleus. Lineage: Eukaryota; Fungi; Ascomycota; Leotiomycetes; Thelebolales; Thelebolaceae. Bases 71 to 1915 code for a protein of 614 amino acids. Gene Ontology annotation, biological process: vesicle-mediated transport; cellular response to unfolded protein; protein refolding. Gene Ontology annotation, molecular function: ATP binding; ATP-dependent protein folding chaperone; heat shock protein binding.
AUUUCUUCUCUUCCCUCAACAUCCACAACCCAUCCUCCUCCAAUUCACCACCACCUCACUACACUCCAACAUGGCUGACGAAGUUUACGAUGGUGCCGUCGGCAUCGAUCUGGGCACCACCUACUCUUGCGUGGCUGUCUACGAGGGCGCCACCGUUGAGAUCAUUGCCAACGAGCAGGGUAGCUUCACCACCCCAUCUUUCGUUUCUUUCACCGACAAGGAGCGUUUGAUCGGUGAGUCGGCCAAGAACCAGGCUGCCAUGAACCCAACGAACACUGUCUUUGAUAUCAAGCGUCUCAUUGGCCGCCCCUUCGAUGAUCCUCAUGUUAAGACCGACUCCGAGUCCUGGCCUUUCAAGAUCGUGGACGUCGAUGGAUCGCCCAGUGUUCAGGUCGAGUAUCUCGGAGAGAUCAAGACCUUCUCCCCCCAGGAAAUCUCCUCCAUGGUUCUCACCAAGAUGAAGGAGGUUGCUGAGGUCAAGUUGGGCAAGAAGGUCUCCAAGGCCGUCAUCACUGUCCCAGCCUACUUCAACGACAACCAGCGUCAGGCUACCAAGGACGCCGGUGCCAUUGCUGGCCUCAACGUUCUCCGUAUCAUCAACGAGCCUACCGCCGCCGCCAUUGCUUACGGUCUCGGUGCCGGAAAGUCCGCCAAGGAGCGUAACGUUCUCAUCUACGAUCUCGGUGGUGGAACUUUCGAUGUCUCCCUCCUGAACAUCCAGGGUGGUGUCUUCACCGUCAAGGCUACUGCUGGUGACACCCACUUGGGUGGACAGGAUUUCGAUACCAACCUCCUUGAGCACUUCAAGAAGGAGUUCUUCAGGAAGACGAAGAAGGAUAUGUCCGGUGACCCACGUGCUCUCCGUCGUCUCCGCACUGCUUGCGAGCGUGCCAAGCGCACUCUCUCCAACGGUGCCCAGACCACUGUUGAGAUCGACUCCCUUUUCGACGGCGAGGACUUCAACGCCCAGAUCACCCGUGCUCGUUUCGAGGACAUCAACUCCAAGGCUUUCAACGGCACUUUGGACCCAGUUGCCCAGGUCCUCAAGGACUCUGGCAUCGAGAAGAGCAAGGUUGACGAGAUCGUCCUUGUUGGUGGCUCCACCCGUAUCCCAAGGAUACAGAAGCUCCUCAGCGACUUCUUCGGCGGCAAGAAGCUCGAGAAGUCCAUCAACCCCGAUGAGGCUGUUGCCUACGGUGCCGCCGUCCAGGCUGGUAUCCUCUCCGGAAAGGCCACCUCUGCCGAGACCGCCGACCUCCUCCUUUUGGAUGUCGUCCCUCUCUCCCUUGGUGUUGCCAUGGAGGGUAACAUCUUCGCCCCAGUCGUUGCCCGUGGCCAGACUGUCCCUACCCUUAAGAAGAGGACCUUCACCACCGUCGCUGAUAACCAGCAGACCGUUCAGUUCCCUGUCUUCCAGGGUGAGCGUGUGAACUGCGAGGACAACACCUCCCUCGGAGAGUUCACCCUUGCUCCUAUCCCACCGAUGAAGGCUGGCGAGGCCGUCCUUGAGGUCGUCUUCGAGGUCGAUGUCAACGGUAUCCUUAAGGUCACCGCCACUGAGAAGACCUCCGGCCGCAGCGCCAACAUCACCAUCUCCAACUCUGUUGGUAAGCUCUCUUCCGCUGAGAUCGACAACAUGAUCAGCGAGGCCGAGAAGUUCAAGUCCACCGACGAGGCUUUCUCCAAGAAGUUCGAGUCCAAGCAGCAGCUUGAGUCUUACAUCUCGAGGGUUGAGGAGAUCAUCUCUGACCCAACGAUGUCCCUCAAGAUCAAGCGCGGACAAAAGGAGAAGAUUGAGUCUGCUCUCAGCGAGGCCAUGGCCCAGCUCGAGAUCGAGGACUCGUCCGCUGAUGACCUUAAGAAGAAGGAGUUGGCUCUCAAGCGCGCCGUCACCAAGGCUCUGUCCACCCGCUAAAUAUGGUUUUGAUUGUAUUGUACCCGGGCCGCAACCAGGCGUAGGAAAACGAUUUCGACGCAUGAAUUUCACGACAUGGCUGGCAUAUCUGGAUUGGCUCGAGUUCUCUGGGUUCCAAAAGUUCCGACUGAGAUGUGGUUCAAGGAUGUUUCCCACUAUUUCAUCACGUCCUUUCCGCGCAUUGUAGAAUUACGAAAUGCGCAAGUAAUUGAAAACUUAAAAAAUA